AUGACACUGAUCUCAGACGACCCUAGUUAUUGGCCACUCAUCAACUCUGGGCGUGUUUCCAGCUAUUUUAUAGUUGCCGCUGGUGUUGGAGUGGCGUAUGAUUGGGCCCUCACCUUCGGACAAGAGGUCGAACUGGUCUGGAGGCAACGUUGGUCCUUGAUGACCAUUCUCUAUCUGAGUCUGCGCUAUCUUGGAAUUUUAUAUAUUGUCCUGAACAUACUGGGCAAUGUUCCGACGAUUUUGUUGACAGAUGCAGAUUUCUCAGGCCUGAUUCUGUACUUUACGUGGGAUUGGACGACUGUUGUGGCAUUUCCAAUGCCGGUCAUCGUGAUCGCUCGGUUAUAUGCCAUGUAUCAACGAUCCAGAAGGAUCCUGAUAUUUCUCGUCGUCAUAUGCUUGGCUGUCAACAUUUUUGACUUAGCGAACGCUGUAAUGACAACGAGGCAAACUUCAGGAGAGGAACUCAUUAUCUCUGGCACCAAUGCGUGCAUGAUUGUCUAUACGGACAAUUUCUCUCCUCUGUUUUCCAUUACUUGGAUACUCGGCACUGUCUGGGAGGUCCUCGCGCUGUGUCUCGCAGUCUGGAUUGCUGUAAAACACUUCCGUGAACUGCGACAACAUUCGGCAGGAGGGUUUAUGGGCGACUGUUUCACGGUGUUGAUAAAAUCCCACGUGCUUUACUUUGCGAGCUUUGUUGCUGUGUCUUGCUUCAACCUCAUUAUUGAUUUGUCUCCAACGCUCUUAGCGGACCCAUCUUCCGUCGAAACACAGAUUUUUCUUGGUGUUCUUCAGAUUUUGGAAGCCAUACUGUUCUUUGUGCUCGGACCACGCCUCAUCCUAAGCGUUCGAGAAUAUCACACUCGGCUCGUGGCUGACUCUGACGCAGCAACCGGCAUGACCUCAAUCGCUUUCCAGGAGCGCGUGCAUAUAUCAACUGGCAGUGGUGUGUAG
Suillus clintonianus is the source of this 951-nucleotide messenger RNA. RefSeq lists its product as uncharacterized. The transcript has 13 exons. NCBI's taxonomy places the organism in Eukaryota, Fungi, Basidiomycota, Agaricomycetes, Boletales, Suillaceae. The coding region runs from base 1 to 951 and encodes 316 amino acids. The record is from RefSeq and is a predicted model, not a curated record.